Molecule: messenger RNA, 2730 nt
Organism: Striga hermonthica
Lineage: Eukaryota; Viridiplantae; Streptophyta; Magnoliopsida; Lamiales; Orobanchaceae
Source: the annotation of a GenBank genome assembly
AUGCUCAUUAACCCUAGCUUGCACAAGCCCCACAAUUCACCUAAACCCCAAAACUUCCUUCAUUCCCCGAGCCCGGCCGCGAGUCGAGCAAUUGCCGCAGGGUGCUCUUCCGUAUUCGUUUUCCCUCGGCAAAAUCCCAUGUCGACAGCUAAAAAACCCGUUCUCCAACGUCGCGACUCAUCCUCCGCAGCAAAAGCCGUGCUGGCCCCUGCCGCCGGUGGAAAUACGACGAGCGUGAAAGCUGUCGUGACCGUGCUACAGACGGUGGGCGGAAUACUGAGCGGCCUUAGCCGUGGGCUCGAUGACAUCACCGACUUGCUCGGUAAAACCCUCCUAGUUGAGCUUGUGGCGGCCGAGCUCGAUCCUAAAUCUGGAUUGGAGAAACCGACCAUCAGUUCAUACGCACAUAAGGUUGACGACAACGACAAUGAGACAUAUUACGAAGCCAAAAUCGAAAUUCCAGAGGAUUUCGGAGAAAUUGGUGCUGUAAUUAUAGAAAAUGAGCACAAAAAAGAAAUGUUUGUAAAAGAAAUCUUAUUAGAAGGUGUAUUAUCGUCAAGUGGCUCAAUCAUUGUGACCUGCAAUUCAUGGGUUCAACCAAGCAAUGGAAAUCAGGAAAAAAGAGUAUUUUUCAAUAACAAGAAGUCUUACCUGCCGUCCCAAACUCCGAGUGGGCUGAAAAGAUACAGAGAGGAAGAGCUCAUCAUCUUACGAGGCGACGGCCAAGGCGAGCGCCAGACCUCCGACAGGAUUUACGACUACGAUGUGUACAAUGAUCUCGGAGAUCCCGACGCCGACGAUGACCUGGCACGCCCCGUCCUCGGCGGCCCCGACCAUCCUUACCCUCGCCGCAUCAGGACUGGCCGCCCAAGAACCGAGAAAGAUCCCUUAUCCGAGUCAAGGAGCUCCGACUUGUACGUGCCUAGAGACGAAGCAUUUUCUGAAGUAAAGCAGGCAACAUUCUCGGCCAAAACCCUGUCUUCAGUGCUCCAUGCGCUCGUCCCAUCAGUUAGGACUUCCAUCAUAGACAGCGACCUUGGAUUCCCGCACUUCACCUCCAUAGACACUUUAUUCAAUGAAGGUUUCUUGCUUCCGGAUAUUCCAACUACAGGGCUUCUCGGGAAUGCCAUACCCAGGCUCGUGAGGUUUGUCAGGAACACCAAAAAUAGCGUCCUGCAUUUUGAGACGCCUCAGUUGAUCGACAGAGAUAGGUUCGCUUGGUUCAGGGAUGCUGAAUUCGCAAGACAAACUCUAGCGGGUGUCAAUCCAUUGUCCAUCAAGUUAGUCACGGACUGGCCACUGAAAAGUGAUCUCGACCCGGAGAUUUAUGGGCCUUCUGAGUCGGCAAUCACAACAGGGUUGGUAGAGAAAGAAAUCGGAGGCUACAUGACAGUGGAUGAGGCAUUGAAGCAGAAGAAGCUGUUCAUUUUAGAUUACCACGACAUUUUCUUGCCUUACGUGAACAAGGUAAGGGAACUCGACGGGACCACUUUUUAUGGGUCAAGGACAUUAUUUUUCUUGAUGCCUGCGGGGACAUUGAGGCCCCUGGCUAUUGAGCUAACAAGACCGCCCGUUGAUGGGAAGCCCCAGUGGAAGGAGGUCUACCAGCCAUGUUGGAGCCCAACUGAUAUCUGGUUGUGGAGGCUGGCUAAGGCUCAUGUCCUGGCUCACGACUCUGGUUAUCAUGAGUUAGUUAGUCAUUGGCUACAGACUCAUUGUUGCGCAGAGCCUUACGUUAUCGCGACAAAUAGGCAACUGAGUGCAGUGCACCCAAUUUACAGAUUAUUGGAUCCUCACUUACGGUACACGUUGGAGAUUAAUGCUCUGGCACGUGGGGCCCUUAUCAAUGGUAAUGGUAUCAUCGAGUCCUCAUUCUCCCCGGGUAAGUACUCCAUGGAGUUGAGCUCCGUUGCCUAUGACAACCUAUGGCAGUUUGACCUACAGGCACUACCGGCAGAUUUAAUCAACAGGGGAAUGGCUGUGGAGGAUCCAAACGCACCUCACGGCCUAAAGCUAACAAUCGAAGACUACCCUUUCGCAAAUGAUGGUCUGCUUAUAUGGGACGCCAUAAAACACUGGGUCUCAGAUUACGUCUCACACUACUAUCCAGAACCGUACCUCAUCCAAUCAGACAAUGAGCUUCAGUCAUGGUGGACAGAGAUCCGAACAAUGGGCCACGCGGACAAAAAAGACGAACCCUGGUGGCCCGAACUGAAAACCCCCCAGGACCUGAUCGGGAUCAUUACAAUCAUCAUAUGGGUGGCCUCAGCCCACCAUGCAGCCGUCAACUUUGGCCAAUUUGAUUAUGGAGGAUACUUUCCCAACAGGCCCACCAUAGCUCGGAUCCAAAUGCCCACUGAGGACCCGAGAGAGGAAGAACAGAAGCAGUUUCUCGAGAGGCCUGAGGAGUUUCUCUUGAGGUGCUUUCCUUCGCAAAUUCAGGCAACAAUCGUGAUGGCUGUUUUGGACGUUUUAUCUAGUCAUUCGCCCGAUGAGGAGUAUAUUGGGGAGAAAAUCCAGCCGUGUUGGGCCGAGGAUAAAGUGAUAGCUGCCGCUUUUGAGCAGUUUAACGGGCGGCUUAAGGAGAUUGAGGGGAUUAUCGAUGGUAGAAAUGCGGAUACAAGCUUGAAGAAUCGGACCGGAGCUGGCGUGGUGCCGUAUGAGCUUCUGAAGCCGUUCUCGGAACCUGGGGUAACGAGUAAAGGUGUGCCGAAUAGCAUCUCGAUUUAA